Molecule: messenger RNA, 473 nt
Organism: Centruroides sculpturatus (bark scorpion)
Lineage: Eukaryota; Metazoa; Arthropoda; Arachnida; Scorpiones; Buthidae
Product: venom peptide BmKAPI-like
Exons: 2
Coding region: 71-361 (96 amino acids)
Source: RefSeq, a predicted model, not a curated record
GGAAACUUGAAAUCUUUAUAACUUGCAGACUAAUUAGUGCUUCUUACAGAGUUGAUAUAGAGAACCAGCGAUGAAGACAUAUAUUGCAACCAUAAUUUGCAUCUUUUUUCUCUGCUUUUCUCAAGAUUCAGCCCAACCAUUAAUUUGUGAUGAAGGGCAAGAAUUAAUCGAUUGCAUUACUCCUUGUGGACCUAGGAGAUGCAGUACGUAUCUCGAGAACACCAUACAUCCGGAACGAUGCGCCUCCAUAUUGUUGCCAUUAUGCACAAUAGGAUGCCAAUGUAAAGACGGAAAAUUUUUGAAUGAUGAAGGAGAAUGCGUCGAACUUAUCAAUUGUUCCUUGGAUUUUUCGGAUAUUUAAUUUUUUUCUUAUGUUUCUUAUUUUAAAAAAUAUGUAUAAAUUUAAACCAGCGGUCCCCAACCUUUUUAUCGCCGCGGACCGGUCAACGUUUGAUAUUUUACCGCGGCCCACU